AUGGCUAAGAAGGGAAAAAAAUCAUCCACACCAGUUUCUACUAAAAAAGAGGACUUAAAUGCUAAAAAGAAGGGUAAAAAAUCCAAAAAUUCCCACGAUGAAGAGUCUAUUGAUUCAAAAGCAAUACAACGCACCAAACAACAAGCACAAAGAGCCAAGGUCACUUCUUCUUCCAGUUGGACUGGAAAAUUACCACAUAUUUUAUUACAUGAAUUUUGUCAAAAAAGGAAGUGGGGUAAAGUGGAAUAUGAUAUGAAAAAGAUCGGUGAUAGAGGUAUGCUAGCUAUUGCUACAUUAUCCUAUACAGAUCCAAAGACUAAAGAAUUGUUGACUAUUAGAAUGAAUGAUCCAACUUAUGAUAAAGUAAAACGGGAAGGUGUUUUAACUCCACAAGAGACAACUAAUGAGGCAAGACAUUAUGCUGCUACAGUUGCACUUUGCCGUCUCGCAUAUAAUACAAAUUUACAAAUGAUGUUACCUCCAAACCAUAGACAAAUAUGGUAUACAUUAGAUGAUUAUAGAAAAAAAUUGAUAAGUGAAGGUAAUACAUAUCACGCUAAUCGUAUAUUUAAUUCUGAACCAUUUGUUAUGUUGUUGGAAGAUAGAAAAAUGGAACAACAAAGGGCAAGGGAAAGAGAAGCGAAAAAUAAUCAACAGAUGAAGGAACAGAAGACUCCUAUCUUUAUAUCAUCGACAAGUUUAGUUAAGAAUGCCAAUACCGAUAAUUAUAAAGAUAAAACAACAAAAACUGUUCCUAAAAAAGAUGGAAAAAUUACAAAAGUUUCCACCAAUAAUAAGAAUUUAUAUGAAGGCAUAAAUCAAGGUAUCAUUAGAUUUCCAAAAAAAGUAUGGGAAAAGGCUACUUUUGUUGAUUUAGAUGAAUCAACUAGACAGUUAAUUGAAUUGUCCUUGAAGGGCAUAAUUGAUUGGAAUUCUGCUCGUAAGUUAGAUAACACAUCAGGUCAAGUUAAGGAAUCGGCCUUUAAGGAGAAACUGCUUUCUUUUAAUUUCAGAGAAACACAUGUGAAUGAGGCUAUGAACUAUAAGGACCCGCUUUCAUUCUUAUUAUUUAAUCUACCGGAAGAUGAUUUACCUUUGUUUUUUCAUAAACGUAAGGAGGAUUCAAAAAAUAAGAUCGAGAUAUCAUCCCUACAAUUAACUACAAGAAUGAGUGUUGAAAGAUUAUGUGAGUGUGGUGCAUCUGAAGAUGAAGUUUUAUAUGCUCUAGAUCAAUGUGGAAAAAAUGAGAAUGAAGCAGCACGUAUACUAACAGAAUCCUUAAUUGAUAAUCAACAAUUUUGUAUUCCAAAACCUGACAAAAUAAGUGAGAAAGAAUCCAUUGAAUGCUGGAAUCAGGAACUUGAAAGUUUACAGAGUAUAUAUGGUGAUUCAAUCGAGAAUGUGGUUUCUAAUUCUAGUUACACAAUUGUAUUAGAUCCAACUUUAAAAUUAAGAGUUAAAGUUUAUAGGUCCAAUAAUUAUCCAAAUUCUUUACCAGGCAUUAUUGUAUCUACAUUUGAUAAAACUCUGAAAUUACCAAACUAUAUUAAAAAACAAAUAUUGACUAAAUUAUUAGAAUAUAUUCUAGAACACAAUUUUGUUGGUGAUAUGUGUAUUUUUACUAUUUUUGAAUGGUUGCAAGAAAACGUCAAAAAUAUUAUUAACAACCCAGGACCAUUAUUAUCCGAAGAAUAUCUUUCUAACGCCCCUGAUAAAGAUAAGGUACAUUUAGUCAAUAAUAAUAAAAAACUGUUAACGAACCGAACUUCCAUCAAUACCCAUUUAAAUCAAGAACAACUAAAGCACGCCAAAAAUGAAUAUACUUUAAGAAUACAAUUGAAAGAAUUUAAAGAAAUGCAGCUAAUCAGAAGUCAAUUACCUGCUUGGGAAAUGCAGGAUACCAUUGUUAAAUUAGUAGAACAGAAUGAUGUAGUAUUGAUCACAGGUGAAACAGGUUCAGGAAAAUCCACUCAAGUUGUCCAAUUCUUACUUGAUUCGCUAAUGAAUAGUUUAAAAAAUACUAAUAUAAUUUGUACUCAACCUAGAAGAAUCUCCGCAAUUGGUUUGGCAGAGCGUGUAGCAGAUGAACGCUGUGUCAAAUGUGGUGAUGAAGUAGGGUAUAUUAUUAGAGGUGUCAACAAAACUAAACUAGGGACAAGAAUUAAAUUCAUGACUACUGGUGUGUUGGUUAGAAUUUUACAGUCUGAUAAAUCUCUAUUAAACAACUGCAUUGUAGUUAUUGAUGAAGUACAUGAACGGUCCUUAGAUACUGACUUGGUCGUAACUUUAUUAAAAAAUUUACUAGGAAAGAUACCAGGAUUAAAGAUUGUUCUGAUGAGUGCCACAGUUAAUGUUAAUCUUUUCAAAAACUACUUUCCUAAUCUAAACUCUUGCCAUAUCAAAGGUAGAACAUUUCCUAUUAAAGAUUAUUAUUUGGAUGAUAUUAUUAAUGAAUUAAAUUUUACUAUCAGAAAACCUCCAAGUAACAAAAUUCAAGGACACUACAAUGCUAUUAAUGAUGAUGACAUUAAUGAUGACUCUUCUUCCCUUGAUAGUUUACGUGUUCAACCUGAUCCAGAUUCAUAUUAUUUCAGAUCUGGUAAGAUCAAUUAUGAUUUACUAUGUCAAGUAACAGAGCAUGUGGAUAAAAAAUUACAACUUGACGGUAACAAUGGAUCAAUCAUCAUAUUUUUACCUGGUAUUGCAGAAAUUGAUAAAUGUUGUAAAAUGCUAAGGGAUAUUAACUCUGUUAACGAUUUUGUUGUUCUUCCUUUACAUUCUGCUUUAUCACCUGAAGAUCAAAAAAAAGUAUUUAAGAGGUAUCCAAACAAAAGAAAAAUCGUUGUAUCAACUAAUAUUGCUGAAACAUCCAUAACUAUUGAUGACUGUGUUGCCACAAUCGAUACAGGAAGGGCCAAGACGAUGUUUUAUAAUCCUCAAGAUAACACUACAAGAUUAAUCGAAUCUUUUAUCUCAAAAGCAGAAGUUAAACAAAGAAGAGGCCGUGCUGGUAGAGUAAGAGAAGGGUUAUCAUAUAAAUUAUUCUCAAAAAAAUUAUAUGAGGAAGAUAUGGUAGAGAUGCCAACACCUGAAAUUAAACGUGUGGCACUAGAUUCGUUAUAUUUAUCUGUUAAGGCUAUGGGUAUUAAAAACGUCACUAAAUUUUUAGCCUCAGGUUUGGAAUGCCCACCAUUAGAGGCCCUUAAGAAAGCAGAAACAAUGCUUUCAACUAUAGGGUUAUUAAAUUCGGAAGACUUUUCUUUAACUGAAUUGGGUCGAUUCAUAUCACUAAUGCCUGUGAUGGAUAGUAAACAUGGGAAAUUAUUGAUUUACAGCAUAUUGUUUGGUGUUACAGAUAUAGGUGUACUGAUUACAUCAUUAUUGAGUAUUGGAGGAUUACCAUUUGUUAAUGGUAUAGAAAAUAAAGAAAAAAUCAGAAAAAUUCUUUCACAAAAUAAAAACAAAGGUGAUAUAUUAGCUUCAGUAGAUAUAAUUCAGAAAUAUCUUGAAAUCAAUGACAAAACAAAGAAACGUCAAUUUAUAAAAGACAACUAUUUAUCUUUUAAUAAAAUUAACGAAAUUUUAUCAUCACAAGCACAAUAUUACUCAAUUUUAAAAGAUAUUGGGUUUUUACCUUUUAAUUAUCAACCAAAUGUCAAAUUUAGAGAAUUCAAUAGAAAUCAAGAUAAAACAGAAUUAAUUGAAGCCAUAUUAACAGGUGCAUAUUAUCCUCAUGUAGCAAGACUGGAACUACCAGAUACGAAAUACCUAUCUACAUCAUCUGGUGCAAUUGAAAAGGAUCCUGAAGCAAAAUUAAUCAAAUAUUGGAUAAGAAAUGAAGAAUAUGUAGAUAAAUUGCUCAAUUUAAAUAAAAAUAAUGAUAAUCAGAAUGAUAGCACCAGUAAUGCAAAUAUGCCUUUACCCUGUACAAGAGCUUUUAUCCAUCCAUCAUCGAUUUUAUUCCAUUCUAAUUCAAUGAACAUUGAUGAAAUUAAAUCUUUAGAGGAUAUGGCUAGCCUUAACAUCAAUGAAAAAUACAGCAAUAACAAUAAUAACCCUCUCUUAAAAUUUCCAUUUAUUUUGUACAAUACAUCAUCUUUUACCAACAAAUUAUAUUUAAGAGACAUCACUCCAACUUCAACAUUAUCAUUAUUAUUAUUCGGUGGACCAAUUCAAUAUGAUAUUAAUGACAAUAAUCAUUCUCCGGGUAUUAUUGUAGAUAAUUGGUUGCCAAUUAGAACCUGGUGUAAAAAUGCGGUAUUAAUUAAACAAUUAAGAAUUCAAUUGGAUAAAGCAAUUAAAACAAAAUUAGAAAAUCCAAGUUACAUUAAUGAUAACAUUAAUUUAGACGAUUCGAACUUAAGUUCCUCAGAUAAAGUAUUAAAGGUAGUAGAAACAAUAAUUUCUUCGGAAGUUUAA
This is a messenger RNA of Arxiozyma heterogenica, 4419 nucleotides long. RefSeq names its product RNA helicase. The transcript has a single exon. The coding region runs from base 1 to 4419 and encodes 1472 amino acids. Gene Ontology annotation, cellular component: intracellular anatomical structure. The record is from RefSeq and is a predicted model, not a curated record. Gene Ontology annotation, molecular function: helicase activity; RNA binding; protein binding. Lineage: Eukaryota; Fungi; Ascomycota; Saccharomycetes; Saccharomycetales; Saccharomycetaceae.